AUAUCCAUUUUUACUUUGUGGCUGUGGUAACUAGUGACAACCGACCCGAGCGCCCCGUUCUGAACUUCAACAACGGUGAGACGUCUGCUGAAGUUAAAACUGCACGGGGACCGAAGAGGCGCCCGCUUUCAUCACCUMGUUUUUUCUCAUUCUUGGAACGAUGKRGUUUAAUCCAAAGAGGACUGUUUUGACGUUGCUUUUGAUCCAGUGUUGGAGCAUCCCCCGAUCCCUAUCCUUUAAUGUGGGGACGGCAGGAGCCAAGGUAUUCUCUGGACCUGCCCUAGAGGAGUUUGGAUACACUGUGAAACAGUUCCGAAAUCACCAGGGGAAAUGGUUGCUGGUUGGUUCUCCCUGGAGUGGAUACAACCAGGACCGGAAAGGAGACAUCUACAACAAGUAUAACAAUACUGAAGAGUAA
Molecule: messenger RNA, 418 nt
Organism: Salvelinus sp. IW2-2015
Lineage: Eukaryota; Metazoa; Chordata; Actinopteri; Salmoniformes; Salmonidae
Source: RefSeq, a predicted model, not a curated record